AUGCCUAGAUCCAACGCGAGGUACAGCGCCCAGAUCACCCUGGCUCCAGACGUCCACAAGCGACUGAGGCAGGCAACAAGUGAGAACCCUACGCGAUGCAGCUUCACGGACCGCAUUCGAGUGAAAGGAGACGCCACCGCCCAGCAUGAAAGCGGUAAGACUCCGCUUGUUAUUGGUACCUCACAAGAUUCACAAACGACCAUCACCACGACCAUCACCCACAAACAUGCAAGCACCCAAACUGACCCCCCACUAAGGAAAACAGUUGGCACACAGCUUUCACUUGGAACACUAGCAGAACAUGUGAGAAGCAAAGCCACACAGACAGACACCUUUUUAGGUGAAAUGCCACUAUUCUCAACACCAUUGAAGGGGAACGUGAGUGGUGUCCUGGGUUCAAGACCAGCAAAGAGACCACGCCUUGAGGAGGAUGAAGAGGAGGACACAUCAAUUGAUAUUCCUGAGCCUCAUGACUCCACAUACAAUCCAGAAGAUUCUGUGACUAUAGUCACAGAAUCAUCACAGGUGUUACCCACAAAUGGAUACAGCGACACCAAGUACAUUGUUUAUGGAAGCUGCCUCUUUGAGCUUUUUGAGACCUGUCCUGUGUGCCAACGAGUUUGUGAUGUCACCCCACUAAGACGUGGAACUUUCUUGGCCAUAGACCAACUGUGCCCGCACUGCCAGUACUCCAGAAAAUGGAAGAGCCAGCCUGUCCUUGGAAGCAACCCUGCAGGGAACUUGCAAUUGUCAGCUGCCAUAUAUUUUAGUGGUGCAUCUUUCAUUCAGCUUGAAAAGAUUUUCAAUGCGAUGCAUAUAGCGUUGUUUAAAUACGACACUUUUAGAAGACAUGCUCGGAUGUACCUGGAACCAACCAUUAUCCAUAAAUGGGGGAAGGACCAGGAGACACUUCUGCAGCGUCUGAGCCAACAUGACAAGGCCAUAAUUGGAGGUGAUAUGAGGGCGGACUCACCAGGUAUCACUGCAUGAAAAGUGGAAUUUUCGUCAGAAUGUGGCACUGUAGAUUGUUGUGAAACUCCAAGUAUACGACUGCGCAUGACAAUUUGCAGCCAACACCGAAAACUGCCGUAUGUUGUCAGAAGUUGCCGUGGGUCUUGCUCUGAAGUUGUCCCCCCUUCCCCUAAUUCUAGGGGAGGCUUUAACAUGUAAAUGAACAUGGUGUGAGCUAUACAAAUGCAAAUCAGGGUAGCAGCUGGGGGAGUUUUACUCAGGUGACAUUCUGAGAGGUUUUAAACUUUGAUUUUAAUAAAAUCUCUGGUAUCAGUAUAGCCAAAUUACAAACUCUUAAAUUGUAGCUUGAAUUGAUUUAUUUUCAAAGUAUGCUACACUGUUAACCCAGAUAUUGUCUUAAUGAUGUAAACAUUACUUAAUAUUUUGAGUUUUGGACAUAUACUUAAAAAUAUAUUAUACCCAUAAUCCUUUGUCCCUGAAUAUUAUGAUUAUUUAAGCUUUUUUACAGAAUUAAGAACUAAUAAGAACUUUA
Molecule: messenger RNA, 1504 nt
Organism: Paramisgurnus dabryanus
Lineage: Eukaryota; Metazoa; Chordata; Actinopteri; Cypriniformes; Cobitidae
Source: RefSeq, a predicted model, not a curated record